ACAGAGUCGUAACUGUUGUCGCACAGUUUGGUGGCAAUGGCAAUGGCAUAUAGUAGUAUAAGCCACAGCGGGAGUGAACUUCAAGGGGAAGAAAACGUAAUCGGGCUUAAGAGCACUGCGCAGAAGCCCGCAGGGCAACAGCCUGGCAAAACAAUCGUUCUGCUGUACGUUCUCGUGGCCCUUGUAGUGGUUGGUGGGGUGGUUAUUGCCGUUGGCAUUGUUCAGUCGGGCAAGGGGGGUGGUGACGAAAGCAGAGGUCGGACGGAGACUACAUGGGGUGAAGGCAGCGCUGAUGAUGAUGAUGAUGCUCAUCAGGGAACCAGCGGAGACGUGGUUUUGAAAAAGGGCCCAAACAGUGUGGUCUUGUCUAAUGGCAUUGUGGCCGUUGAAUUCAGCAAAAGCGGCCUUAUAAUCGGUAUAUCAUAUUCCAAUAUCGGCAAUCUGUUUGAGCAAGCCAGGAGUCCUGCAUGGAUGGGAGACUCUGCGGAGUCAGAUGGUGGUGAGGAGGAUGAUAGCGAGAGCGCCCACUUUGUAGUGAUGGAUUGGCUUCCUGGUGACAUUGCUCCACCAGAGGAGCCAGACACUGCGCCUUAUGAUGCUUCAGUCAAUUACACUACUACUACUACUAGUAGUAGUAGUAGGGGCAACUCAAGCUGGUCCAUUGAUGACUUCCCAGAGAGCCUAGGGAGUGAUCAUUUCCUUAUCAACGAUGAGUGUCUUUACGAUGAUGAUGCAAAUUCCUCCUCAGGGUCUGCCCAAAUGCCCCCAUUAGAUGUUUCUGCAUCGAUGCCGGGGCGGCGUGCGAGGACAGGUGGCGAUCCUCAGAAGCGCAGGCCACCAAGGCGCUCUCAUCUGGGAUACUAUGACAUGGUUUGGGCUGAUUGCAAUGUCGUGCGUCCCAAACAUGGAUGUGCGAAAUACGAAAGGUUCGGAGCGGAUGAGUACCGCAGAAUCACUUCUGAGUCAAAUACGGACCACGUGGAGAUAUCCUUUGUGCAGCUCCCAGGGAAAGGGGGGCAAGGGGCUCCGGUGACAAUAGACAUGCGAUAUGUAAUGAGGCGGGGCGAGUCCGGUUUCUACAGCUACCUCAUCAUUGACCAUGAGAAGGGAAAACCAGAGAUCCACAUCGGGGAGCUGCGACUUGUCUUGCGGCUGCGUCCUGACAUAUUCACAUAUGCCGCAUUGGCCGACAACCGGCGGCGGACCAUGCCACAGCCGGGCGAUCUGUCGGCGGCGCGCAGUUCCCCGUUAGAGUUCAAGGAGGCUCGGCUCUUAACGAAUCCGGUGAACCCCGAUUUCAAGAACGAGUACGAUCAUAAGUACCAUUACUCAGCAGACAUAAAGGACAUGAUUGUGCAUGGUUGGGUUGCCCCGAGUGCCGACCCUGCAGUGGGGAUCUGGAUGAUCAGUCCCAGCCGCAUGGAGUACAUGGGGGGUGGGCCAGAGAAGCAGGACCUCACAGUUCAAGUGGGGCCGAUCAUACUCAACAUGCUUCAUUCUGGUCAUUACGGGACACCGGCGGUUUUCGUUGCAGCCGACCAGGUGUGGAGAAAGACCUAUGGCCCUUAUUUCAUAUAUCUGAACGGAGCGUCCGAGUCUGUCUGCUCUGGCGUAAAGGCAGACCGUAUUACAGACUGCUUGUGGGAGGAUGCCUCCUCCCGUGCAGCUGUUGAAGAAAAGGCCUGGCCGUACGAUUGGGCCACGUCCUCGGACUAUCCCAGCAAAGGCUCUCGGGGGUCCGUUUCCGGGCUAGUGAAAGUAGAAGACCCCGAUUGGAAUGCCUCGCAGUCCCCUUUUCGUGCGGGUAAGCCAGGCAAUUCCUGGGUCGGCCUUGCCGCCGAAGGACCGGCUGGAACAUGGGCUGUCAAUUCCAAUGGGUAUCAGUAUUGGUCCCAGAUCGAGGGCGACGGCCAUUUCCUGAUCCCGAACGUGAGGCCGGGAUCGUACUCCCUUUUCUCAUAUGUAGGUGGGGUGGUCGGCGACCAUGUGCUUCAACAGAAGGUGGUCGUUGGCAGCGAGGGUGAUAAGAACCUUGACGUAGGAACAAAAGUUGUCCGCCCCCCUCGGAAAGGUCCUACCAUCUGGUCCAUUGGCGUCCCCGACCGGUCGUUCGGUGAGUUCUUUGUUCCUGUGCUCAAUCCAAGAAGCCCGUGGCCUUACCCAAGCACGGGUCCGGACCGAUGGAGAAAUUAUGGAGCUUGGCUGACGUAUAAAGAGUCGUAUCCGGAGAGUGAUCCUGUCUUUGACAUUGGCAGCAGCGACUUCUCACGGGACUGGUACUUCGUGCAGUGCCUAAGGCCCAGGCCCCAGGAGAGGGGCAAGAGAUCCACACAACGGGGGAGCCCCUAUUUACCUACUGUUCGUCGUAUCAACUUCGAUCUGGAAGAUCCGUGGCCAGGUGCAACGUACACUCUGCGUAUGGCCAUUGCUGGGGCCCAUCAUGGUGCUAUUGGGGUGGCGAUAAAUAGGCCUUCGAACACCCCGUAUGAUUUCCGGACGCCUGCGGGAGGAAGAGACAAUGCCAUGGCUCGUGCAUCAGACCAUGGUCAGUACUUGCAAUACGAGGUCGGCAUUCCGGGCUCGAAGCUCCUUCAUGGCCGGAACACGAUUUACCUCACACUGGAUUCGGUGGAUGGUCGUUAUAACUAUGUCGGGUAUGACUUCAUCAGGCUUGAGGGUCCAGGCUAAUGAGGUUCGGAAAUUUAAAUUUAAAGU
Messenger RNA from Chara braunii, 2715 nucleotides. The record is from the annotation of a GenBank genome assembly. Lineage: Eukaryota; Viridiplantae; Streptophyta; Charophyceae; Charales; Characeae.